This is a messenger RNA of Ochotona princeps (American pika), 1431 nucleotides long. RefSeq names its product pleckstrin homology domain containing A3 (gene PLEKHA3). The record is from RefSeq and is a predicted model, not a curated record. The coding region runs from base 300 to 1202 and encodes 300 amino acids. NCBI's taxonomy places the organism in Eukaryota, Metazoa, Chordata, Mammalia, Lagomorpha, Ochotonidae. Gene Ontology annotation, cellular component: recycling endosome; trans-Golgi network; early endosome. The transcript is spliced from 8 exons. Gene Ontology annotation, biological process: endosome organization; retrograde transport, endosome to Golgi; receptor recycling.
CACCGGGGCGCGGAAGUGCGAGCGGGAGGCCGGCUGCGGUCGGCUUUCUGUCGUUGUGGCGGUCGCGGCCGCCGAGGCCGGACCCCGGGAUGUGUGAACCCGCGCGUCGCGGGCCCCGAGCUCCACACGGCGCUCGCCGUCCUGGCCUCUAAGAGCUGCCACGUCCCCGCGGCGCGUCCGCGCGCGGGCUGAGGGCGGCUGGGGAGGGGUCCCGGGAGGGGCUGCCCCGGGCUGCGCGCCGACCCCGUCCUCGCGGCCGGCGCCGGGCCAGGAGGAUGCGCGGUGCCGGGCUCUGAAGCAUGGAGGGGGUUCUGUACAAAUGGACCAACUAUCUCACAGGUUGGCAGCCUCGUUGGUUUGUCUUAGAUAAUGGAAUCCUAUCGUACUAUGAUUCACAAGAUGAUGUUUGCAAAGGAAGCAAAGGAAGUAUAAAGAUGGCAGUUUGUGAAAUUAAAGUCCAUUCAGCAGACAACACAAGAAUGGAAUUAAUCAUUCCGGGAGAGCAGCAUUUCUACAUGAAAGCAGUGAAUGCAGCUGAAAGACAGAGGUGGUUGGUUGCUCUUGGGAGCUCCAAAGCCUGUUUGACUGAUACAAGGACUAAAAAAGAAAAAGAAAUAAGUGAAACCAGCGAAUCUCUGAAAACCAAAAUGUCUGAACUUCGCCUGUACUGUGACCUCCUAAUGCAGCAAGUUCAUACAAUCCAGGAAUUUGUUCAUCAUGAUGAGAAUCAUUCAUCUCCCAGCAUAGAGAAUAUGAACGAAGCCUCUUCCCUGCUCAGCGCUACAUGUAAUACCUUCAUCACGACACUUGAAGAAUGUGUGAAGAUAGCGAAUGCCAAGUUUAAGCCUGAGAUGUUUCAAAUGCCUCAUCCGGAUCCUUUAGUUUUUCCUGUGUCACCUUCUCCUGUUCAAAUGAUGAAGCGUUCGAUCAGUCACCCUGGUUCUUGUAGUUCAGAAAGGAGUAGCCACUGUAUAAAAGAACCAGUUUCGACACUUCAUCGACUCUCCCAGCGACGGCGAAGAACCUACUCAGAUACAGAUUCUUGUAAUGAUAUUCCUGUUGAAGAACCAGAUAGACCUGUUCACUGUUCAAGAAAUACACUUAAUGGAGACUUGACAUCAGCAACCAUUCCUGAAGAAAACAGACUUAUGGCCAAAAAAAAACCUGAAUUGGAAGAUUCUCUUCCAUCCUUUUCCUCCUGAGGAAACCCACGUGCCCAGCUUCCUCUAAGUAUUGCUAUGCAAAAGCUGCUGUAACUCAACUGUUGUUAUGGGGAUUCGUGUUUCCCUUAGGAUUUCUCUGCACUUUAUAGAAUAUUGUAAAAUGAACAAAAAACCCACAUACUUUUGAAGUGUAUUUUAUCUUUAUAUAGUUUAUUUGCAAGAGUAUUUUCCUAAUAACUUCACAGUAUGAAUAUGCAUCUUUUUUUUU